Messenger RNA from Penicillium cataractarum, 1200 nucleotides. RefSeq names its product serine/threonine-protein kinase. The transcript has 4 exons. Bases 1 to 1200 code for a protein of 399 amino acids. The record is from RefSeq and is a predicted model, not a curated record. Gene Ontology annotation, biological process: cellular response to oxidative stress; protein phosphorylation. Lineage: Eukaryota; Fungi; Ascomycota; Eurotiomycetes; Eurotiales; Aspergillaceae. Gene Ontology annotation, molecular function: calcium/calmodulin-dependent protein kinase activity; calmodulin binding; ATP binding.
AUGGCGCAACCCCAGAGACCCCAGGUCCAGCCAUGUCGCUACAAGACCGGCAAGACUCUCGGCGCGGGCUCAUACUCGGUCGUUAAGGAAUGCGUGCACAUCGACACCGGUCGCUACUAUGCGGCAAAGGUGAUCAACAAGCGCUUGAUGGCGGGGCGCGAACACAUGGUUCGGAAUGAGAUCGCCGUGCUGAAGAAGGUGUCCAUGGGUCACCAGAAUAUCCUUACGCUGGUGGACUACUUUGAGACUAUGAAUAACUUAUAUCUGGUUACCGAUCUUGCCCUUGGCGGCGAGCUGUUUGAUCGCAUCUGUCGCAAGGGCAGCUACUACGAGUCCGACGCCGCAGACCUCAUUCGCGCCGUCCUCUCGGCCGUGGCUUAUCUUCAUGACCACGGGAUCGUUCACCGUGAUCUAAAGCCUGAGAACUUGCUGUUCCGCACCCCGGAGGACAAUGCGGACCUUUUGAUUGCCGACUUCGGGCUGUCCCGUAUCAUGGACGAGGAACAGUUCCACGUGUUGACCACCACAUGCGGUACGCCUGGAUACAUGGCCCCGGAGAUCUUCAAGAAGAGCGGCCACGGCAAGCCAGUCGAUAUCUGGGCAAUCGGCGUGAUCACCUACUUCCUCCUGUGCGGCUACACCCCCUUCGACCGGGACUCGAACCUGGAAGAAAUGCAAGCCAUCCUCGCAGCCGACUACUCCUUCACCCCCAUCGAGUACUGGCGCGGCGUCUCCCAAGAAGCCCGCAACUUCAUCAGCCGCUGCCUAACCAUCGACCCACAAAAGCGAAUGACCGCCCACGAAGCCCUGCAACACAGCUGGGUCAACCCGCCCCACGACCUGGCCCAGAUCGGCUCCGGCGAGGAUCUGCUGCCGACCGUCAAGAAGAACUUCAACGCCCGGCGUACCCUGCACCGCGCUAUCGAUACCGUGCGCGCUAUUAACAAGUUGCGCGAGGGUGGCGGGUUUAUGAUGGACGGGGUGAUGAGUAUUGAUCCCAAGCCGGAGCGCGUGAAUGGGCACGAGGUUGUUGAUGAGAGUCGUCAUGCUACGGCUACUGGGAAUAUUGGGGGCGGUAGUCCCAUGCAGAUUGAUAGUCGCGGAAAUGCUCGCGGGCAGACUGAGGAGCAGAUUCGGGAACAGGAGCGGAGAGUCAAGGAUAUGGUUGCUGGACUGUGGAGCCGUGGACAUGGGAAAUGA